CCCCGGAACGCCGCGUGCGGCUCCGCCGGGCCCGGACGGUGCCUGCACUGCACAGCACGGGCCCGCCGCCUUCCUGCGCCUGCCCCGCCGCAGCACCGCUCCGAGCCGCCCGGCCAUGCUGCGGCCGCUGCCCCGCUGCCUCCUCCUCAUCCUCCUCCCCCUCCUGCUGCUGCUGCAGCACGGCGGCUGGGCCGCCAUCCUGACUGCCCCGGCCCCGCUCAAUGUCACCGAGGCGCCGCAGGCGGCUACCGGUAACGGGACGCGGCCAGGGCCGGGGCCGCUGCCUGGGUUGGGGCUGCCGGUGCUGAAGCGGGCCCUGUACGUGCUCAGCGCCUUGUCUGCGCUGGCUGCGUUCUACUUCCUUCUGCGGGCAGUCCGCUCUAGAUCAGAGGGACCCAGAGAGCUCAAAACUAAUUUCAGGUUGAAGAAGCCUCAGCGGAAGAAAUACGGCCUUCUGUCAAAUUACGACGAGAACAUAGAGAUGGCUUCACUGGACAGUGACGAGGACACAGUGUUUGAAACACGAAAUCUGAGGCGGUGAUUUCGGACCAGUGGCACCAACUGUGAAGACUGCCCACGGGGGUGCAAGUCCACCAGUGGAAUCACCUUACCAAUGCUCAAGUUUUAUUUUUUUUAUAAUUGCUUAUAAGGACUAUUAAAAGCACAAACACUUUGGUAGCUGGGGCUGGGGAAAGGGGACCAAACCUGUUUCCUUUAUACGUGUUUCUGGGGAAAGGUGGAGCUGCAAGCUAAAGGAUGCUACAACUGCACAGGGAGACACUAAGGGAAAUUCCUCAGCAUUUGAAAUCUAAUGGCUCUGGACACAAGUGCUGCAGCUGUGUCUGCUGGCCUAUCGGUACUUGAAAAGUGCUCAUAUCCCUCUCCUGACUGGCAGUCGGCUUGAAGCAUCAGGCAAGGGGGUUCCUUCUGUAGGCUGAUCCUCUUUCCUUCAUGCAGUAUCAGGUGACCUCUUGAGUAAGCAUCUCUGUAACCAGCUCUGCAUCUAAUGGUGGAGCUGGGAGAGCUUUUGUUGUCUCUUAUACCAGUGUUGGGCAUGGAUAGCGUUUCCUUAGUUCAGACAGGAUAGAUUUGGGAAAGAGCAGUGAAUUAAAUGCAGUUGCAGGAUGGGGCGUUACACCUGAUAAUGCAGGGCGUUACAUGGGUUUACAGAGCAAAGAUGUUUACAAAUGAAAUGUGCUGCUUGGCCUGAAGGAGUGUUUCUCCAAGAGUUCCUGGCUGUGUGGCCUGUAGGGCUGUGAGUGUUCAGGCUGCUCUGCCCAGCUGCAGGUCUCAGGGGCUGCAAUGGUACUUUCACCGGAGCAAUGUGUGACAUCCACCCAGCUUCUGGAUUUUGAGCUGCUGGCUCUGUCUGAGGUCAGCCCAGCAAACUGGAGGGUUCCCGUGCAGCUCGUUGUGUCCACAUCUGGGUUCUUACAAUGUCGGACCAAACACGACUGUGUUAGAACGUCUUUGUUAGGUGGAUUUACUGCUAAAAUGGUGAAAAUGGCUUGCAAAGUGCUUCUGUUCGCAGCACAUUUCAGCCACUAAGGGAGGGUCGUUCCUUGGAAAACUCUGGGCAGCGCAGACCUAUAUCCUUAAGUCCUUCUUCCACCCCAAAUUGGUAGUGCCUUUGUUAGGAGAACCCAAGGGAAGUUGCCCUGCGGGCCGGGGAUUUCCCUCCAUAAGAGCUGCAGCUGUAAGGCUAAGGACUUCACCUUUAUGGUGAAGAUUUAGACUGUCUGAAAUAAUGGUUCCUUUCUUUUGGUUAGCAAAUCCUCUAGAUAAGGGGACAAAACAGAGCGGGGCAGAAGGGUACCUCUAUCAGGUAGUGAUGACAAAAGGUUUUGCUGAGGUUACCUGGGAGCUCGGGGUCUGGCUGCUGCCCCGAAAUCCCUCGUGGGGCGGUCGAUGGAGCGGUGUGGACCUGGUGCUCACCUGUGCCAGGGGCAGCCUUUCUCAGAGGUUUCCUGGAGAAAUGUCACCCUAGGUGCUGGCAGCUCCGACUUGCACACAGGCAAAAGAUUUUUAAAUAUAUAUUUUUAGUAAUGCUGUCAUGUGAACACCGCACUUGGAUGUGCCCUAAUUUCAUAUCAUUUAUAUCCUUUCAUGCCUCUUUUAGGUACUUUCUGCUUGUUUAGCUGAUGCAGAGAUGAAAGCCUUUGCUGCGCUCCUCGGUGAGGAUAGCGGUAAUAGCUAGAUCUGGCCGUUGCUGCCCCUUGGGUGAUCAGAGAGCUGAUUUGUUUGAUUCAUGGUAGUGUAGCUUCCUUGAUCCUCUACAGCCUGGCAGGUCUAUGAACAUGCUGAUAACUUUCUUUGGCUCUUCAAUUCCCUUUACAAAGUUGUUUCUCUGUUGCAUUGUGCACAAGCCAGGUAAGCCUGACUCUUUCAGUCCGCUGACGUGCCCCGGCACAGCGUUUUGACUGACGCGUUCAUUGGUCUUUCUUUAGCGGAGGUGAUUUACUUGAUCAUUCUCUAGGCUCUGCUCUUCAUUGGACAGAUGGGUUUAGCAAUUUAUAAGUUUCCUUUCCUUGCAGGAGGGAAUGAUUUUUUAAUGUUAACAGUUUGAAUGAUUUUGAUCAAAGAGAGGACCUCAAGCUGUAGGUCCUGUCAUGAAAAUAAUUUUGAUGGAAUUUGAUUUUGCUGUAGUAGGUAUUUAGAAUGUGAGCAGGGGAAGAUGCAGAGGGAUGCAGCUAGAGUGUGUAAUGAGGUCCCUAUUCUUGUGCUGUACAGGCAAGUGAUGAUUAAGUUGAAGGCCCAGAGGGUGUGCUGGCCCGACACCUAUGUACCACGUACAUAUUUUCAGAAGCCCUUCUGCUGGCCCUCUUUAAAGGAGAGAGUUUCAUCAUCUGCAGAAUGAAAAAGUGAUUCUGCAGCUGCGAUGUGGGAUUGCUGUCACUCUUAAUCUGAAGCUGUUCUGGCUAGAGACGAGUUUGAGCUGCAGUCCAUGGCCACGGGUGGUGAUUUCCACGUUCUGCUGAGCCACCCUGCAUCGCGGGAGCAGUCCGUAGCCUGGAUUCGCUCCUCACAGGCCACGGCUUUACACUCCCGCCCCGUUUGAUGUGGAGUAGCUCCAAAUCUCUGUUAAACGCAUCUUCUAAGAGGAGAAAACAAAGAUGCUAGUUACAGAUCUGAGGCUCCUUCAAGUACAAAUGCAUCGGCACAGCUCAGCUGUGAUUAUGUAUGUACGAGCAAAAGCUCAGCACAGCUUUACUGAUCUCUGCUUCUCCUGGACAAAUAAACUGGAGCUACUGCAGCAGCCUCUCCUUGCAGAGGUGGAAGAGCACCCCCAUGGCGUGCAGCCAGCACAGGCUUUGGGGGGUCUUGCUGUAACUGUGGCCUUGAAGCCUUGUGUUUUGUUCCCCUAGUCUGCGAGCAGUUCAGUAGUCACUUCAGCUGCAGUUUUAGUCACUGUGACAUCCACGUUGGUAGCCUUGUAGGUCUCUUGGCAGCAGUUACAACUCGUAGUAGUUUUUCAGAAGAGGUUUAAAGACACAGAUGCAAACAGACGCACGUGUGUGCUGAGCCAGCUGCGUGUGAGGCGGCUCCGUCCCGCAGCCGAGCGGCAUCAGCGCGGCGCUCUGCUCGUGCGUGCGCCUGUCCCCGGGCAGGCUGAUGCCUCGCCAGCUGCUGCUGCGCUUUCGUUCUCUGGAACAAACUGGGAUGUUCGUGGGAGGUGCUGUGGGCUCCGGCAGCCCAUUCCUGCCGGUCUGUGCCAAAAAAAAAUGAUGGGACCGAGGCUGUCGGAGCUGACGGGAGCCGGGUGGCGAGGACCAAGGGUGGAGUGCGCGGUGCCCUGCCAUGCUGCGCGGUCACCGGCCUGCGUGUCUCACAGGUGACUGCUCCGGAGUUUGCUCGAAACAAUCACUGCUGUUUAAGCCAAAGCCUAAUUUCUAAAGUUUACAUAAUUGCCUCUCUGAUCUUCUCGGAGGGCUGUAUCGAAUCCUCUCCUGUUGGUGUUGAACUGCCGGGCAAAUCGACGGGACCGUCUGCUGAGGUUAAUGAGGUUGACUGAGAGCGAUAUGAGCAUCGGGUCUCUAUUGUUAACGACGCUCUUCUGUUUUGUUUCAUUUGUACGUGUGACUGGAAUGGGAUCUGCAGCAUUAACGUGCCGGGAGAUGGACCUGUGGUAUGAGCAGAUUGCCAAGAAGUCAAUAAAACAGCACUUGAGUGCAUUGUGUUGUCUGGGCUCUCAGAAAUGAGGAGCUAGUCUUUCACCCUCCCGCCUGAAUUGCUGAUUUAUUUUUAAAUAGCAACCAGUCCCGUAUUGAUUGAUUGUUUUACUUUCCUUUUGUUUACAGCGUCCCCCUCCUUUGUAUCUCGGAACAAAUGAAAUAAACCGUUCUGUUCCACCCGA
Molecule: messenger RNA, 4354 nt
Organism: Oxyura jamaicensis (ruddy duck)
Lineage: Eukaryota; Metazoa; Chordata; Aves; Anseriformes; Anatidae
Gene: FAM174C
Product: family with sequence similarity 174 member C
Exons: 3
Coding region: 116-541 (141 amino acids)
Cellular component (GO): extracellular region
Source: RefSeq, a predicted model, not a curated record